This is a messenger RNA of Dermacentor andersoni, 1377 nucleotides long. Lineage: Eukaryota; Metazoa; Arthropoda; Arachnida; Ixodida; Ixodidae. The record is from RefSeq and is a predicted model, not a curated record.
AUGGGGGAGGGCGGAGAGACGGUGGCUCUUGUUCUUCCCCCCGCCUUGGAUCUGUCGAUGCCAUCGCAUUUAGACUCGCCGAAGGCGGCCCCGCCUCCGCGGCGGCGCAGGAAGGUGCUCCUCUGCGCCUGCUGCAGCGCCGUCCUGGUGGUGGCGGUCGCCAUCGCGGCCAUGUCCGCCUGGUUCGGCCCCACGGGCUGGAUCGGCCACGCGUACUGCCACACCGAGCAGUGCGCGCUCGUCAACGCGAUGCUGCUGGAGGCGCGCAACGAGAGCGUCAAGCCGUGCGACAACUUCUACCGACACGUGUGCGGUCGCUGGUCGCUCAACCACAGCGGCUACACGGUCUACGACUUGCACCUCAACGCGUACCUGGACAAACUGAACAAGUACCUGCUGCGGAUUGUGGUGGGCGCUCAGGCGCGGCCGACCGAGAAGAUGGCGCGCUUCUACCAGACCUGCACCACCAUCCUGGUGGAAGGCCAGGACAAACGGAGAGAGUACCACGAGGCCUUCAAUAAUGCUGGCGUGUACUGGCCCCGACUAGGGCCCAGCGACGCCGACGCCUACCUCGUUGCCGCCAAGGUCCAGGCCUCCUUCCUCAUGGCCGCGAUGCUCAGCAUUAGCAGGGUCAAGGAUUUCGGCGGCGAGGUGUACCUCGGCAUUUCGCCGGCCAGCGCCCUGCGCAUUUGGCUGCGCUACCGGCCCCUGGUCUUCCCAAACAGCUCCGACGAUAGCACUUACCGCCUCUACUACGAAAACGCGUGCCAAGCCUACGCCGAUGGAAUUGGCGGAGCCGUGGGUUUCGACACCUUCUUCGACAUCGAGCAGAAGGUGCUCAGCAAACUGCUCUUUCCCAACAGCUCUCACGGCAGCACCAACCUGACCAACCUGACCGAACUCAGUAACGUGAUGAGGCCCACGAGUGCGAAGCAGCUCAUCGAGUACCUACAUGAGACCUACAAUCUGACCGACGCGACCAGCGUCAUCGUGAAGGGACCAACGUACUUGGCGCGUUUCGGCGAACUCGUCACCGAACUGGGUGACGACAAGGUGAUCUUGUACCUCGGCUGGCUGAUCCUGCAGCUGCUGUGGCGCGCGCUGGACCGACGCACGAACACGAUGUGGCACAAGCACUUCGGCGCGAGAGUGUCCUCGCGCAUCCGGCAGCAGCAGCAGGUCGACUGCAUGGAGCUCACCGAGCAGCUGCUCGGCUGGGCGCUCUUCUUCAGCUUCACGCACGACAGCAGCGGCACGGUCACCACCCAGAUGGUGGACACGAUGGCCGAGAACAUCGGCCGGGUCUUCCAGCAGCAGCUCUCCUUCAACCAAAUUUACGCUAAAUUGUUUCCCACCGACAAGAACUUCACGGCCUAA